Molecule: messenger RNA, 3157 nt
Organism: Eutrema salsugineum
Lineage: Eukaryota; Viridiplantae; Streptophyta; Magnoliopsida; Brassicales; Brassicaceae
Product: protein SIEL
Exons: 8
Coding region: 100-2895 (931 amino acids)
Biological process (GO): intercellular transport
Cellular component (GO): endosome
Source: RefSeq, a predicted model, not a curated record
GCGGCUUGCCACCGAUCAAUAGCACAUAAUUGGCUGAUUAAUUGUCUAGGCGGGCGUUGGAGCGAAAUUUUUCUCAAUCUGAGUUAUAGUGAUUCAAUAAUGGCAAUGGAGGAAGUUGACUCGAUUUCCGUUGAAUCACUCUCUCUCCGCACUCUGGCUUCUAUUAGGUCACUCAUUAUCAAUAUUGACACCCCCGACUUUGUAAUUUCCUCAGUGUUCGACUUUCUUACUAGUUUUCUCAGCCGAGACGACCCGGCAAUUCUUCGUCACGUCCUCAAGCUACUCUCCGACCUUUCCUUUGGUAGAAAGGAAUUAGCAAAACAGAUCUUUGACUCGGUCCUCUCCAACUUGCUCCGCCUUCAAAACUCCACAACCAAUGCGAGCCACGGACGCGUCGCCCUGGAAUCGCUUGCUCUUCUGGCGUCGAUAUCCGAGAUGAACCCUAGCAUUGCCACCAAGAUUUCCAAAAUCGACGGCGAGGUAUUUGCGUCCAUCUGCCUCGGAGCACCUAUAUCUUAUCGAAUGUGGCUACUUAGGAACGUGGAGAGGUUCAAUGUCCCUUUGUCCGUACUUUUCACAUUGUUUUUAGGGUUUACCAAGGAUCCGUAUCCUUAUAUCAGAAAAGUAGCUCUGGAUGGACUGGUUUAUAUAUGUAACGCUGGUGAUUUCGAUCACGCCUCUGCCGUACAAGGUUGCUAUACUCGUGCUGUUGAGCUUCUAGGCGAUGAUGAAGAUAGCGUCAGAUCUUCUGCAGUUCGUGCCGUCAGUACGUGGGGCAAAGUGUUGAUAACAUCCAAGGUAGAGAUGAACAGAAGAGAGUGUACAGAUGGUGUGUUUCUUCAGCUUUGUUCUAUUGUGAGAGAUAUGAGUGUAGACGUGAGGGUAGAGGUCUUCAAGGGAUUUGGGAUAAUAGGGGCUGCAUCAGAAAGCAUUAUAUUGCAAACACUUUCUAAAAAAGUAUUGGGAGCCGAAAAAGGGAAGAAACCUCAGAAUUGUCUUUCGACUGAAUCAGCUGAUGUCGCUGCUGCAGCUGGAGUUUUCAUCCAUGGUUUUGAAGAUGAGUUCUACGAGGUACGAGAAGCUGCGGUUGACUCAUUCCACUCCCUCUCAGUAAAUUCUAUCAAAUUCCCAGAUGAAGCUGUAUACCUAGUGAUGGAUAUGCUAUACGAUGAUUACAUGGUUGUCAGGUUGAAAGCUUUAGAGGCAUUGCAUCAUAUAGCUGACUUGGGGAAUUUGAAGAUACAGGAAACUUAUAUGCCCGCUUUUUUGGAUGCUAUUGUUGAUAGUUCUGAGAACAUAAGAGUUACGGCUAGAAACAUUCUUAAAUUGGCAAAGCUGCCUGAUCUGAAGCUGGUCACCAAAUGUGUUGAUGGUGUCCUAAAAAGUUUAGAGAUAUAUCCACAGGACGAACCUGAUAUCCUGUCUGCUCUUUUCCAUUUCGGACAAAACCACACAAAUUUCUUAGUCAGUAUGAUCAAGAAAUUUUUUGAGAAGUUAGAGGCAGCUUCUGUAAACAAAUCUGGAUUAAUCAGCCGACAGGUAUCAGCGUCUCUGAUGCUGAUAAUCUCAGUCCCUCUCUCAGACAAACUAAGCGUGACUUCCAUACCAUCUCUGGCUUUUUCAUAUUCACUUGCAAUGCUGGGGAAAUUCUUAUGUGCACUUCACGAGAUGAUGGACCAGGAUAUGCUUUUGGCUUACUUGACUCAUUGCAGUAUUCUUUCUGCUUCUUCGGGGACAGAAUUCAGCAAGGGAGAUAAUUUUUUUCAUGCAUAUAGGCACAACAAUGCAGAUCUUAGCGGAAAUCCCGUCCUCAUACCAAGCAAAGAUAUACAUGCUGAGAGCAAACACAUGGCUUCCAAAGCAGUACUGGAAAAUAGAAAACAGGCAAUGAAGUCUGUUGAUUAUAUACUGUUAAAAAUAAAGGCGGCCUGGUUCUUGUCACAAUCAGGAUGCUCAAAAGAAGCAGUUCGAGCGUUAAGGGCUUGCAAACAGGAAUUGCAAACAGCCAAUUUUUCAAUCUCCAGUGGUGCAUUAGAAUUUAUGUGUCAGUAUGUUCACGUAAUUGAACUUCUCGUUCAGGUGUGGCGUCAUUUCGAAUACUCAAGACACUCCAGAACGUGUAAAUCUGUAGAACUAGAACUGUUGAUAGAAGAAGUUGAGAUAAAAGUGAUGGAGAUAAGGUGUAGAUUCACAGGCCUUUCUACGGAGGUGUCACUAGUAAUGGAGUUAGUAAUUUUUGGUUGCUUGUUAAGGCUAUAUAAAUCUGAGAUAUGUUGCCGCCUUAGAUGCAAGAAGAAACUAUCUUCAACAGUAUCUCAAUUACAGCUCCACCAUGAACAACAAUGCACCAAACCAUCAGAUUUUUUAACUGAAACUAAGAAGUCAUUGCAAGAAAUUGGGAGCUAUGCAGAGAUAAGUUGCUAUAGACUGUUUGAUCUCGUCAAGAAAUACAAUUGUUUCUCUCCCGAACAGUUUAUUUUAUCUGGUAAUUUGCAGUGUGUCAGUGCAGAGCUCGAGGUUCCUGGUAAUGGUCCUUACAGUCCGAUUUCCUUUGUGGCUGGGCUACCAGUGGCUAUACCGUGCGAGAUCAUGCUACUUAAUGUGCCGAGAGAUACCUGUAUGUGGCUCAAAAUAUCCAGAAGCGAUGAAAGUUGCCAGUUUGUGUACUUGGACCCAAACCUUUACAAUGGAGAUGAGAGAGAGAAGAGGUUCAUGUUUAGUGCAGUAACUUACAUGAACCCGAGGGCUAGUGUGUUCACAUUGCGGGUCUCAAUAGGUAUAGAGUGUUCGUUUGAAGAUGUUUGUUACAGAAAAUGGCAUCAUGGUCCGAAGCAUCCAGUGGCUUAUCUGUGUAAGGAAAGAAAAGUUCACAUUACCCUUGUUUCAAAAGCUUAAGCUCUCUAUUAACCUGUCAUGGCUAUUUAAAGUGUUGUUGAUUGGGGCUAAGCACCAGGAGAGAUUAGGAUUCUUGCAUCGGUUGACAUGGGAUGUGCGAUGCGGCUGAAUAUAGAUUCGUAUGCUUUGUUUCUUUUCAAUAAUCCAAAGCUCAAAGGAUGGUUCGGUUUUACCCCUAAUGGUCAAGUAGAGUUAGAACAAGAUCCGAAAUGUUACUAUUUAUGUCUUUGUAAUUACUCAAUAUAAAUAGCUUCCAUCAUCA